GGCACCCUCUGCUUCACUCCAAUCUCUUUCAUUUCUGGGUGUUAACUGGAGUUCUUAAAAUGGGGGAGAGAGUUUUGUUCUGUGUGUAGAGUUUGGAAGAGAAAGAUACUAUUUUGAGACUUGUAUAAUGCCAGUUCCACUUGCCCCCUACCCGACACCACCAGCUCCAUAUACACCUCCAGCAAAUGGGAAGACUGGGGCACAGAGUCAACUUGUCUGUUCUGGGUGUAGAAACCUUCUGCUCUAUCCAAUUGGAGCCACCUCUGUGUGCUGUGCUGUUUGCAAUGCAGUCACAGCAGUGCCACCUCCUGGCACAGAAAUGGCCCAGUUAGUUUGUGGAGGCUGUCACACUUUCCUCAUGUACAUCCGUGGAGCCACAAGUGUGCACUGCUCUUGUUGUCACACAGUCAAUCUAGCUUUGGAAGCAAAUCAGGUGGCACAUGUCAACUGUGGGAAUUGUAGGAUGCUACUCAGGUACCAAUAUGGAGCUAGGUCCGUGAAAUGUGCGGUUUGCAGUUUUGUAACAUCAAUUGGGGCCUCAACAAGCACCAUUGAGCAGAAAUUCAUCUCCUAAAUCUUCCUAUGAAAGUUGUUACAGACUACUUGGUUUUAAUAGUUACAUAUCGCUGUUGAGGAAUAACAAGUGCAUCUGAGAUGGCAGAGAAAAUUGUCUUCGCAUGUAUAGAGUUAUAUUUCCCUUGAGUGAAUUAAUUAAAUAAUUUUGGUAUUACUGUGUGUACGGAUAACUAUUGAUGAAUAGAUA
This is a messenger RNA of Gastrolobium bilobum, 763 nucleotides long. RefSeq names its product protein LOL1-like. The coding region runs from base 128 to 574 and encodes 148 amino acids. Lineage: Eukaryota; Viridiplantae; Streptophyta; Magnoliopsida; Fabales; Fabaceae. The record is from RefSeq and is a predicted model, not a curated record. The transcript has 7 exons.